Molecule: messenger RNA, 525 nt
Organism: Lottia gigantea (owl limpet)
Lineage: Eukaryota; Metazoa; Mollusca; Gastropoda; Lottiidae
Exons: 2
Coding region: 1-525 (174 amino acids)
Source: RefSeq, a predicted model, not a curated record
AUGGACACUACACCUGCACCAUCUAGAGCUACCACGCUGCCGAACCAAACCCCUAAACGAGCCCGAAGUUCACCUACCCCUAGUCCAGCAGACAUAGACUCGUCUUCCCCUUCCACACCAUCUGAAUCUUCACCACGUGAUCCAGGAUCCGCCAACCUUUCUUCCUUCUGUGCGUUUUUGGACCAGCAAACCACCCCUCAGUCUCCAUCCAAGUCGAGACAUGUAUCCAGACCUUCCCCUCCUCGAACCAGAUCCCAGUCCGUUCCCAAUGCUACAAUUCUAACAACUACCAAACCAGUACCAAUCACACCGUCGACGACCAUUAUAUCCGCUACCAAACCGUAUUAUCACCAAACCAAGGACAAAUCAUUAUGGAAACUACCUGCUCUAAAGAAAUCAACCUUAAUAAUUGGAUCAUCUAACCUGAACCGAAUUACCAAAACCAGUUCAGACACCGAAAUACAUUCUUACCCCGGUGCCCAAAUCCAUCACAAUACAGUCAAUCCUGGAAUCAUACGACCAUGA